UCAAACCAAACCUCACCUUUAUAAAAGUGAAAAUACGUUUAAAAUGUUGAUUAAAAGUAUACUGUUGUUUUUAAUUUUAGCCCACAGUCUUGCUGAUGAACCAAUAUCAGGAAUCCCUAAUCUUGACCACAUAUUUGACACCCUGUCUAAGAAUGAGUGGGAUGCUGACGAGGAGGCCUGCCGUGACAAAAUAUUUAACAUUCUGGAAAACGUUAAGAACUCUACGUUAUGGGCCACAUGGGUAUGGAAUUCUAUCGAUCAGUCGCCAACCGGUAUCUUCUUCGGCGCCCGCUACCAGCUGGGCAACUACGACCAGUGCUUGCGUCCGCCCUGGAUCGCGACACACCCUGAGUUACGCACUCAAUACUGUUUAGCGGAAAUAGAAAUGAAUAAAGAUGGCGUCAAGAAAAUGGAUAAAGGACUCGAUCCUUAUGUUAGGGCUGAGGAUUACUAUGUCAAUACUAUAACACACUAUGGUCGCAGUUUUUCGUACAUAGCACACGGAGUCUGCCUACCCGCAGGGUGUCCAAGAAAGUCGGUCGAGAAAUUUGUGAAGGCGCUCUUGGGCACGGGCUACCUGCGCGCGGCCAGAGACGCAGUUGUCUCUGUCCAUCAUUGCGAGGAAGCAGCGGCCCCAUGGGAAUAUUCUACGGAAUACUACGCAUUUCUGUGCACUUUUGCAGUUCUGCUAUUUAUAGCUGUAAUUUCAACAUACUAUGUUAAGGAGUAUCCAGUCACUGCUAGUUCUAAUUCCUUUGUCAAUCAGGUUGCAAAAUCGUUCUGUCUUCGGCGCAAUUGGAAUACAGUGUUCAAAUCAGACGAGGAUGAAUUGCCAUGCUUGCACGGCAUCCGCUUCUUGACGGCGAUCAUUGUCGCCAGCGCUCACUGCUUGGCCAUUCGACAUGGGACUUCUGUUAGCAAUGGCUUAGACUUCGAGCGGAUGGGAGCGGAUAAACUAGCAUUGGCGCUACUAGCAUGUCAUUUUGAAGUCUUAGUGGACACAUUCUUCACAUUGUCUGCUCUUCUGGCGGGUAAAGGCCUUGCCACGUUGGAUUUAACGAAACCACACAGUUUAAUAAAGAAUAUUCUCAAGCGAUAUAUAAGACUCGUGGUGCUUAUGUCUGUGUCGGUGUUCUACUUGGGCUUCGUCUCAAAACAUACUGAUGCUGGUCCUGUCUAUCCCAAGGUAGCUAUUUACGAGCAACGGAUCUGCGAAAGGAACUGGUUGCCGGCAUUACUUAUGAUCGGAAAUUAUUACAACGCAUUAGAAAUGUGUCACCCAGCCACUUGGUAUAUCCCCUGCGACUUCCACAUGAACGUCAUGGCACUGGUUCUUCUGUACGUGUAUCGCAAAAACUCGAGUAUCGGAAAAGCAGUUGCCGCCGCACUAUUGGUGUUCAGUUUUAUAAUGCCCAUGAUCGUUAUAUACGUAUAUGAUUUACCAGCUGUCCUAUCAUACAAUCUUGGGUCGGAAAUUAAUAUACGUCCCAACUCUUUCUUUAGAAACUUCUACAUAAAAACACACUGCAGGAUGGGCCCGUACGCGAUUGGUCUGGCUGCCGGCUACCUGAUGUCGAUCUAUAAGCCCAAGGAUUAUAGGAAAGUCUGGUCUAAAACGGUGUCAUUCCUAGGUACUUUUGUAUCCUUGACAUUAAUCUUCAUCAUUCUGGCGUUGGGCUAUGUGUUAUUAGUGUACGGAGUCCACGGGUGGUUGGCCAUCAUCUUCGUGGCUUUCGAAAGGAAUUUCUUCGCCGUAGCCAUCUUGGGUAUCGUCGUCUUUUGCACUUAUGGCCAAGUUCCCCUCAUCAAUUCGUUCCUUAGCUGGUCAGUGUUCGCGCCGCUCAGUAGGCUCUCAUACGGCUUGUAUGUCAUACACAUCGUGCUUCUGUACCAAACCUCUUCGAUGAGGGAUAAUAUGAAACAUCACAUAUUUGAAACUCUGGUACAGGCCCUUGGAUUGGUGGUCGUGUCGCUAAUGCUGAGUCUGGUGGUUUGGCUGCUGGCUGAGGCACCUAUAGUUAAUAUCACUAGUCCAUACCUCAACACAAAGAUCAAGGAGAAAGUUGAGAGGAAUGGUGCUCUUGAAAAUGACACGAGUAAAGAAAAACUAAUGUGAUUGAUAUUGAUUCUUUGCUACUUUCUUUUGGGGCAGUUUACAAUACAACGGUGUUUUGGUACGUUACGUCUAUUAUAUACGUUUUUAUGUACCUAGUAGUAUUAUU
Messenger RNA from Leguminivora glycinivorella, 2222 nucleotides. RefSeq names its product nose resistant to fluoxetine protein 6-like. Bases 44 to 2116 code for a protein of 690 amino acids. The transcript has 14 exons. The record is from RefSeq and is a predicted model, not a curated record. Lineage: Eukaryota; Metazoa; Arthropoda; Insecta; Lepidoptera; Tortricidae. Gene Ontology annotation, molecular function: acyltransferase activity, transferring groups other than amino-acyl groups.